Laetiporus sulphureus 93-53 is the source of this 799-nucleotide messenger RNA. RefSeq lists its product as uncharacterized. The record is from RefSeq and is a predicted model, not a curated record. Bases 56 to 799 code for a protein of 247 amino acids. The transcript has 3 exons. Lineage: Eukaryota; Fungi; Basidiomycota; Agaricomycetes; Polyporales; Laetiporaceae.
GCGUGCUACAUUUAAGCGAGCUAAUUGGGAGAAAUGGCUGCAUCGUCUCCUCUUCAUGAAUUUCCCGCAGCUUGUGCCUAGCUCACACUCACGAUUCUUGCCCGUGCCUCAUAACUUACAGGUGGGCACCGACGUCGAGGUGGAAUACGCAAGACAGAACCUUGUCAAGGACGCAGAGCUACCGUUACCGCCCAUCAUCGAUCCUUACACAGCAUGGCUGCUCUCCAGCACCAUGAGGCUCCCUCCGCUGAUGGCUACGACUCUGCAAGACAUCCCACGAAUGUCCGUCGCUGUGUUCGCGCAAGCAUACAUGCCUCAGGCCAUACAUUUCGGGCUGAAGGGUCAGCCGUUAGAUGUUGGAAUUAAUUUGGCUCACUUUGAGCGCAUGCGUGGCCUGCUGUCCGCGGAGCAUGUCUUCAACGGUUUACGUGAACCCUUCUUCGAGAUGCGCCUGCCAUACAGCCUGAAAGAGGUUAUUCUGUGUAUCCACUGGGUCUCUUAUUCGUCCGUGGAAUUCCAUCGGAUGAUCCCUUUGACUUACACUGGAGAAGGAAAGAACCAUCUUGUUACCACCCACUACAUCCUGUGGUGUCUCAUCUAUUAUAUCAAACAGUUUGUCAAGAUAUGCAGCGAGACCGCCUGUGCUCCUGGCGCGGACCGGCGUUGGGUGUUUGCCCCAGAUGGCAAGCUCAGAUAUGAGCAGCUCCGGCUGAUUUCGAUGUAUCGGGUAUCAGAAGACACGUUUUGUGUCGAGCUCAAGAGCCAAAUCGUGGACUCACUCGAAUGUUGGAAGCGAUGA